AUGGCGAAAAAGAAAGGAGGAAAGAAAGCAUGCGAGGACAUGUAUGAAAUGUACGCAGAGAUGGUUGAAGACCAGGUUUCUGAAGAGGUUUUUGAAGAGCCUGAGCCGGCGCCAGUGCAGGCCGUUGAAGCUCCGGCUGUUUCGGAACAGAAAGCAAUUGCAAGCAAGCUGGAAAGACUGACGAUGCAGCCGAAAGUUCAAAAGCCGAAGACAGAAAUCAAAGUGGAAAAAACAAAAGAAAUGGAAACUGACUACAGAAGCCCAAUCUGCUGCAUUCUCGGGCACGCAGACACAGGAAAAACAAAAAUACUUGAUAAGAUAAGAGAGUCCGAGGUGCAGCUGUCAGAGGCAGGAGGCAUAACGCAGCAGAUCGGAGCAACGUACAUCCCCAUAGCAGAGCUGGAGAAGAAGUACAAGAUAAAAUCAGAUAAGCUGCCAGGCAUUCUGGUGAUAGACACGCCGGGACACGAGGCCUUUUCGAAUCUCAGAUCGAGAGGGUCAUCGAUGUGCAAUAUUGUCGUGCUAGUGAUAGAUAUUAUGCACGGAUUGGAGCUGCAGACAAAAGAAAGCAUUGAGAUUCUGAGAAGCAGAAAAACCCCGUUCAUCAUCGCGCUGAACAAAAUAGACAGAAUAGCAGGAUGGAAAUCAGGAGACACGCCGUUCUCCCUGAAAGACCAGAGCAAAGCUGCAAAGCUGGAGUUCAAGGAUAGAUACGAGAAGAUCGUGCUGGAUCUGGCAACCAUUGGGCUUAAUUCAGCAAUCUUCCUAAAGAAUCCAAACCCCAAGGCGUACGUGAAUAUCGUUCCUACAUCAGCAGUGACGGGAGAAGGCAUUUCAGACAUGCUCUAUGUUCUCCUGAAUCUCGUAGAGACAAAUCUCCUGAAAAGAGUCAAAUUUGAAGAAACCGUGCAGUGCAUGGUUCUUGAGUCAAGAUCCGAAGAAGGAAAAGCUGCAUCAAUCGACGUGAUUCUGUCCAAUGGAAUAUUGUCGCUUGGAGACAGAAUUGUAGUGUGCACGCAGAAUGGAGCUGUAGACACGACAAUCAAGCAGCUCCUUACGCCAAACCCCAUGAAAGAGACAAGAGUUAAAUCGAAGUACAAGGAGAAUAAAAGCGUAAAGGCUGCCAUUGGAGUGCGCAUAGUAGCACCAAAGCUAGAAGGAGUGCUGGCAGGAAGCAAGCUAUCCGUUGUUAAGGACGAGAGCGAGAUAGAGGCGAUGAUAGAAGAGGCUGAUGUGCAAAUCAGAGAAACAAUUCAGAACUUCAUAUCGGGAGACAAACAGACAACAUCCGGGAGCAUUUUUGACGUUGUGGGAGAAGAUGGAAUCCAUGCGCAGGCAAGCACGCUGGGUGCCCUCGAGGCUCUGAUAUCGAUCCUUAAAAAGGCGGAUAUCCCCAUACGAACCGUUGGUGUAGGGAGCAUAUCCAAAAAAGACAUUAUGAAGGUUUCUACGAUAUCAGAAAGACACCCAGAAUAUGCGACCAUGCUUUGCUUCGAUGUGGUGCCAUCGCACGAAAUGCAGCUGGUGGGGAAAGAGCUGAAAGUUAAAUUUUUAACGGCUGAAAUCAUUUACCACCUGACAGAGAAGUACAAAAAACACAUGGAAGAGUUCUGGGAAAUGGCAGAGGAGCAUUUGAAAGAUAAGAUUGUUUUCCCGUGCAUUUUAACAAUAGUCCCGGGAUGCGUGUUCACAAAGAGAUCGCCGCUGGUGCUGGGGGUAAAGGUGCAGGAGGGCGUGCUGAGGCUGGGUACUCCUCUUAUAGUAAUGCGAGAUGGCGAAAUCACAAGAAUAGGAAAAGUAACGAGUAUAUUAGAAGAUGUGAAGACAAACCCAAAGAACGACAAGAUAAAGGCGGGAGGAAAGGCGUCUAUAAAAGUAGAAGUAUCAUCGACACAGCAGCCGAUCAUCGUGGGAAGGAAGCUCUUUGAGACAGACCAGAUAAUAAGCAGACUGACAAGAGAGUCUAUAGACCUGCUGAAGGAAAACUUUAAAGACGCGCUGAGCAAAGACGACUGGAUGGCCGUGAUCAAAAUCAAAAAGAUUUUAGGUAUUUUAUAA
Messenger RNA from Nematocida minor, 2058 nucleotides. RefSeq names its product translation initiation factor 5B. Gene Ontology annotation, molecular function: translation initiation factor activity; GTPase activity; GTP binding. Lineage: Eukaryota; Fungi; Microsporidia. The record is from RefSeq and is a predicted model, not a curated record. The coding region runs from base 1 to 2058 and encodes 685 amino acids. The transcript has a single exon.